AUGGAUACAAUGGUAAUUGAUAAAGAGAUAGGGUUGUUUGUGAUGAAAACGCAGUUAUUUGAAGAAUGGAGGGCAGAUGGCUGUGGUCAUAACAGUCGAUUAAAACGGCCUAGAGGAACAUUUUGUCCACCGCGUAAAUCGUUGUCAGAGACGGAUUUAACAAAUGCGCAACUUCAACGUAUGUAUCCGGAGUUAUCGGAGAAUUUUCGGUAA
Molecule: messenger RNA, 213 nt
Organism: Enterobius vermicularis (human pinworm)
Lineage: Eukaryota; Metazoa; Nematoda; Chromadorea; Rhabditida; Oxyuridae
Source: the annotation of a GenBank genome assembly